This is a messenger RNA of Ilex paraguariensis (yerba mate), 567 nucleotides long. NCBI's taxonomy places the organism in Eukaryota, Viridiplantae, Streptophyta, Magnoliopsida, Aquifoliales, Aquifoliaceae. The record is from the annotation of a GenBank genome assembly.
AUGUCUGUAAACCAAAAUAUUCUCAUGUCAUUAAUCAAGCAAGAUCCAUAUGAACUCAUAUUGCAUUUUGUUGACAUAGUUCUUUUCUUGAAGGCUGUUACUGCAGAUUAUGCUAAAAGGAUGGACCAUCCAUCAAAUGUUGUUUCAAUGAUGGGAUUCCUCAGACCUGUCUUUAUGGAUGAGGAAUUAUAUUUACGAAGGCUCUUCAAGGGUGAAGAUAGUUAUGGCUACACCUCAGACUGGGAAGGUGGCGAGAUUGUGAGCGUUACUUCCAAAGGUGAUGGAAACCACACUAGCUCGACUGUCUACAGAUUGGAAGUGACGAGAAUAGAGCUGUUCUCUGUGUAUGGUAUUCAGGCAUGUACCCUUGCAGUCACCAUUUCGUGUUUAGGGGAGUUACUUGUAGAUAGGUCAGCAAUUAGUUUGGAAGAUUUUCAGGAUGCCGAGCCUGAUAUUCUUGUAAACUCAACUCCAGCAAUUGUAGAUCGCUUCAGUGAGAAGGGAAUAAGUUGUGAUUUUGCACUUAGAUCUCUCUGCAAAAAGAAGGGUCUCCCUGUCGAGUUUUAA